Purpureocillium takamizusanense is the source of this 1500-nucleotide messenger RNA. RefSeq lists its product as uncharacterized. Lineage: Eukaryota; Fungi; Ascomycota; Sordariomycetes; Hypocreales; Ophiocordycipitaceae. The record is from RefSeq and is a predicted model, not a curated record. Bases 1 to 1500 code for a protein of 499 amino acids. The transcript has 3 exons.
AUGGACCCCAGCGUAGCCAUGAUGCUGCCCAAGGGCAUCGUCAUCAACACCACAAACAUUUACAAGGAGGUUGCAAGCUACCCCACCGUCCCCGCAGACAAGAUCUGGGAGUACUGGCACGUCUACACCAUCACCAACAAGAAGCUCAAGGAUCCCACGGCCCGGCGCCUGGAGAACUUUUGGUGGCAGGUCUGGGGCAGCGACCGGCGACACCUCAGCGGCCGCACCCUCGCGAGGCUCUACGAGGACAUCUCGGUCGGCCCUACCAUUGCCCCCCUCCAGGGCCCGCCGAACCGAUGGGAGGGCCCCAACGCCCCACCCCUGACGAGACAGCUGAUCCUCGCGCAUCUGAGUCAAGAGCGAGACGCGCGCCAGCCCGCAUCCGAGGCGCGCCCACCACCUCCACAGACCAAGCAGAGCGACAGCUCCGUCAGGAGCCUCUCGUCGAGCGCCUCGAAGCCGCCCCCGCCGCACCCCAUCCUCAAGAAAUCCAGGGGCCCGUCGGCCUCCGGGCCCCGGCCCACGGCCCGCUUCGUCUCCCCCCACGGGUCCGGCGACGAGGACGACAAGGAGAGCGACUUUCCCUCGUCCGGAAGCACCGUCGCGACCGGACUUGAGGCCCCUCCCGUGGCGCUGCCCAAGAAGAAGCCGCCGCACGCGACCAAAAAGUUUGUCGCGGGCACGUCGUCGGCCAAGCGGCGGCCUCUGAUGCAGAGAAGGGCCAGCCCCCAGUCGCCGGUGCUGUCCGCCGUGGGGUCGCGCAACGGCGACGCCCCCGGCUCUCGGACUGUUGGGGUCGCCCGGCCCGUCUCGCCCAUCCCGGAGCGGGCGUCGAACCACGCCAGCCCGGUGGCCGAGGGCAACGGGCAGCCAGACGGGGAGAGCCCGGUCCCCAGCGCCAAGGCUCUCGGGAAGCGGCCUGCGGUUCCGCAGAGGCUACCGACGAACAGUGACGGACCUGGCAAGGCGAGGGGCGUGUCGUCAUCGUCGUCGUUGGCGUCGUCGGCGCAUGUCGCACCGAGAGCCAACCUCCGCCCGGCGCCGCACGCGGCCGACAGCAUCGCGGAUUACAAGCGGCGCCCCGGGACACCGCCGCUGGUGUCGGCGGCUCCCGUGGCCGAAGCCGCAGCCGCCGCGCCCGCGAUGGGACGCUCGCAGUCCCACAACGGAUACGGGUAUGAGCGAUACACGGACCGCCACGGCCCCAACGCGAAGCUCUUCACCGGCGCCACGGCGUCGAUGACCAAUGUGGCCGCUCAGGGCACCAUCAUCGACCAGUCCGGCUCGCUGCCCAAGUCGAGCAUCCUCGGCGAGUCCCUGGACCACAGCACCACUCUCCCGAGCAGGCUCUCGUCGUCGUCCCUGCUCGACUCCCGCCUGACGCCGACCCAGCCCGGAACGUCGGCCAGCGUGCCCAUGGCGCGUACCAGGAGUCAGCUCACCCUGCUGCUGGAGCGCGAAAAGGCGCGGACAGGGGACAAGCCGCGGUCGAAGAACUGA